UCACGCUAAAGCGUGAAAAAUCCAAUCAGGUUGCCUGGACUCUAGGUUGUUGUAUGGAGGAGCCGGGCUCCCAUUGCUCAGUCCUCGGCAGCCGGGGAGGAAGAGAGAAAAAGAUAGGCCAAUCUGCCUCGGGGAAGGCGGGUCCUAUGGCGGACGAAAGGGAGCGGAAGCCCUAAAGGGUCAAAAGCAUUCAAAAAGCAAAGUCGGAGGGGAAAAGUGAGGCCUAGGUGGCGGUUGAGGAGGGUGGUCGCUACUGAGGGGGUCUCGGCUGAGGUGUGCAGGCUGUUUCAUUAUGGAUGGAGGAGAUGAUGGUAAUCUUGUUAUCAAAAAGAGAUUUGUGUCUGAGACAGAAUUAGAUGAACGACGUAAAAAGAGACAGGAAGAAUGGGAAAAAGUUCGAAAACCUGAGGAUCCAGAAGAAUGUCCUGAGGAGGUAUAUGAUCCUCGAUCCCUAUAUGAAAGACUCCAGGAGCAAAAAGACAAGAAGCAGCAGGAAUAUGAGGAACAGUUCAAAUUCAAAAACAUGGUAAGAGGUUUAAAUGAAGAUGAGACAAACUUCCUUGAUGAGGUUUCUCGGCAGCAAGAGUUAAUAGAAAAACAACGGAGGGAAGAAGAACUGAAAGAACUGAAGGAGUACAGAAGCACUCUUGCCAAAGUUGGAGUAUCUUCAGAUACCAAAAAAGAGGGGGAGAAGAAAUUGUCUGUGAAGCCAUUAGAAACCAAGAACAAGUUUUCUCAGGCGAAGCUGCUGGCAGGAGCUGUAAAGCACAAAAGUUCAGAGGGCAGCAACAAUGUGAAAAGGCUGAAACUGGACACUGAACAAGAUGAUCAGAAUCAAGGUACCAGAUUCCUGAAGCACAGCUCUGGCCGUGUUACUGCUCUGCCCAACACUCCAUCAUGUGUGCCACUUGGAAGCAGUUCCUUGAGUGGUUCUACCAUUCACUGCCCCUCUGCUGCUGUCUGCAUUGGGAUCCUUCCAGGCCUAGGAGCCUACUCUGGAAGCAGUGAUUCUGAGUCCAGCUCAGACAGUGAAGGCACCAUUAACUCUACUGGAAAGAUUGUGUCCUCGGUUUUCCGCACCAACACUUUCCUCGAGGCUCCGUAAUUCCUUCUGCCCAUGAUUCCAUUGCAGGAGGCUCCUCCCCCAUGGGGUGGUCUGGACACUUCGUUUUGCCCUUGGGCAUUACCUUCCUUGAAAACCUCCUUUGCCUGCUUCCUGUGCACACAGCUACGUCUUUAACUUAGUCUAAGAAUAUGCUAGAAUCCUAGCUGUGGGAGCUAGAUGUUUUGUUUUUGUUUCCUACUCUUGGUACAGGGGACUGUACCUGUUGUGUUGUCUUUUCACUCUACUCAGCUGGGUAAGGGGCAGGGCAAGUGAGAAACCUGCUGAAAGCAUCUCCUUGAACAGAAGACAUCUGCUGGUUUGCUGAGGGUUUGGUUAUUUUUUUCCCUCUCCAGCAGAACUAAGGCAAAGACAGUUAUUGAACAGUUAUUGUUUGAAUAUUCUGUUAAGGCCAAUUUUACAGCAUCAUUUUGUUACACUGCAUUUUGGAGUGUUAGGAGGAAGAGAACUGAUCCAGGUGAUGAUAUGGAGAACUUUCCUGACACUAACCAAUUCCUGAUGUCGUGUAGCUAAAUAAAGAUUCUCAAUUCAUAUCUGUA
Messenger RNA from Phascolarctos cinereus (koala), 1662 nucleotides. Lineage: Eukaryota; Metazoa; Chordata; Mammalia; Diprotodontia; Phascolarctidae. The record is from RefSeq and is a predicted model, not a curated record.